AUGGUAACUGGUGGGCCUGUUGUCAUGGUCUGGGCAUGGAUCUUUGUUGCCAUUCUUACUCUUUGUGUUACUUUGAGUAUGGCCGAAAUAUGUUCAUCCUAUCCGACAUCUGGUGGUCUUUAUUAUUGGUCUGGCAUUCUAGUGCCAAAAAAGUACAAACCACUUGCUAGUUGGUUUACUGGAUGGUUUAAUCUGAUUGGACAAUUUGCGGUUACAGCUGCCAUCGAUUUUGGACUUGCAUUGCUUGUAGCAAGUGUUAUCUCUGUUGGUCUUAACUUGCAAUGGUCGCCUCGUCCAUUUCACAUAGUUCUCAUUAAUUUGGGUAUAGUAAUCACUCAUGGACUAUGCAAUUCCAUGGGACCUCGUUUACUUUCAUGGCUGACAAACGUAUCAGUAUGGUGGCAGUUGUUGGCACCCAUUAUUGUCUCUCUUGCUCUACUCAUCGGCAUGAAACCUGGUCAUCAAACAGCUUCGUUUGUCUUCACUAAAUUCGAAAACUAUACUAAUUGGUCAAAUACAGGCUAUGUCGUUUUAAUCGGUCUCCUACAAGCUCAAUACUGUCUUUCUGGCUAUGAUGCCGCAGCACAUAUGACCGAAGAGACCAAGAAAGCUGAUGUAGCUGGAUCGUGGGGUAUGAUUGGUGCUGUUGUCGUUUCAGCUGUCAGUGGCUGGCUUUUUCUCGUUGCAUUCUUCUUUGGAAUUCAUGAUUACGAAGCUACAGUAAAUUCAGUCACUGGAUUUCCUAUGACACAAAUUCUGCUCGAUAAUUUUAGCAAAGAAUUAACCAUAUUUUUCAUGUGUCUUAUUCUUGUGGCCUGUUGGUUCUGUGGUCUUGCAUCAGUCACAGCUAAUUCUAGGAUGAUCUAUGCAUUCAGUCGAGAUCAUGCAAUGCCUGGCUCUCGUUGGUGGCACAAAGUUCAUCCUCGUCUUAGUACUCCUCUUUAUGCUGUUUGGUUAUCAUGUUUUAUUGCAUUUAUUCUUUGUCUUCCUUAUCUGGGAAAUUCCACAGCUUACUCUGCAAUCACAAGCGUAACAAUUGCUUUUGCAUAA
This is a messenger RNA of Rotaria sordida, 1050 nucleotides long. The record is from the annotation of a GenBank genome assembly. NCBI's taxonomy places the organism in Eukaryota, Metazoa, Rotifera, Eurotatoria, Philodinida, Philodinidae.